Olea europaea var. sylvestris is the source of this 1905-nucleotide messenger RNA. RefSeq names its product cyclic dof factor 1-like. The coding region runs from base 251 to 1507 and encodes 418 amino acids. NCBI's taxonomy places the organism in Eukaryota, Viridiplantae, Streptophyta, Magnoliopsida, Lamiales, Oleaceae. The record is from RefSeq and is a predicted model, not a curated record. The transcript has 2 exons. Gene Ontology annotation, molecular function: DNA-binding transcription factor activity; DNA binding. Gene Ontology annotation, biological process: regulation of DNA-templated transcription.
UAUCCCGAAGAAGGAUUCCACAAAGGCCACAAACAAACUUGUGGCUGUGAAUUCAUCUCUCUCUGCCUACGUGUCACCCAGCACUUUCUCUAUCCUCCCCUGUAGCCCUCAACCAACCCAACAAAAUGAAUCAAAACCUCAACGAAAUCAAAAGUUCUUCAAUUUCCUAACACAGAAGAAAGAGAAAGUGUGCUGCUGUCUGCAAAAAGACUUACCCUUCAGAUUGAUAGAUAUAGAGAGGGAAGGAAAAAUGUCAGAAGUGAUAAGAGAAUCUGCAAUUAAGCUGUUUGGGAAGACUAUAUCAUUGCCACCUGAUAAGGGUUUUACAGCAGCUUGUCAUCUUCAGCAUCAGCGAAGCUUAAGUUCUUCAGUAGCAUCAACUUCAUGUCACGAUAUUAAGAGCAAUUCAGAAGGAGAACUAACCGGGACAAAUCAAGAUGAUGUUGCCUUCAAACUGGCUGCAGAAACACCUACAGAGCAAGCAACAUCAUCAGAGAUCACUAGUGACCCUGAGAUUUUGGGAAAAGACUCGCCUCUGAAAACUUGUAGCACGGAGGAACAAAUUGAGAGUGGUGUCUCUCAAGAAAAGACGAUGAAGAAGCCUGACAAAAUACUCCCAUGUCCUCGGUGCAAGAGCAUGGACACGAAGUUUUGCUACUUUAACAAUUACAAUGUCAACCAACCCCGGCAUUUCUGUAAAAUAUGUCAGAGAUACUGGACGGCUGGAGGAACAAUGAGAAACGUGCCCGUGGGUUCAGGUCGACGCAAGAAUAAAAAUGCCUCUGCUUCAAAUUAUGGUCAUGUAAUCAUUCCAGAUACCCUCCAAGCAGCUCAAGCUAUUGCUAUAACCGGGAUGCACUUUCCCUCCUUCAAACCAAAUAGCACUGUCCUUACGUUUGGUUCAGAGAAUCCAGUUGGUGAAUCCAUGGCUUCUGCCAUUGAUCUUGCUGAAAGAUCACAAGUAAGUGUUGGAAAUGGAUUUUAUGGACGCGAAAACAGAAAUCCUGUCUACCACGGGAGAAGAGAAAUAGGUAAGGAUCACUCAAGUAGAUCUUCUGGAAUUCCUGUGUCUUUUUAUAUGACUACGCCCAACGGGGGCUGUACCGUACCAAGCGGUUGGAGUGUGCCGUUUCUAUCCCAUCCACCUACAUCUGAUAAUUCUUUACUAAGUAACCAUCCUGCUUCUACACUCGGUAAACAUUCUAGGGACGGGAACAUACUUAAAUCACCAAACAUGGAGACAGCAAAUUUUUACGAGAAAAAAAGUGCUGAGAGAUGUGUAUUGAUUCCUAAGACAUUAAGGUUUGACGAUCCAAAUGUGGCCUCAAAGAGCUCUAUAUGGUCAUCACUUGGAAUCAAGAAUGAGAAGAUUGAUUCGGCAGUACAUAUCUUUAGGACACUUCCUGCAAAGGGGAACCAGAAUGGUAACAUAGACAGUAAUUCUUUGGUGUUACAAGCUAAUCCAGCAGCUUUUUCCCGGUCACUUAACUUCCGCGAGAGUGUUUAAUGAGACUAUGUUCAUUUUAGUUAUUCUACAGCGGCAGAAUGUGCAUACGGGAACAUACAUCAAACGAGGAAAGGAUGCUGAAACGCUACAUCCUGUUUUUGUCCAUCUAGCAAGUCUGUGCAGCUCACCUUAGCUGACAGCAAUGACGGAUUCAAUCGAUGAAGUAUAAGGACUGUUAAUAUCUUCUUCCCUUGGAGACUCCUUAAGAAAUCUGUUUUUGAACAGAAGUAGUAGUUCUAUGUGUUAUUUCGUUUAUGGUUUGCCAGUAAGUUCUUUUUGUUGUACAUAGCUUUAUACAAAACAGAAAGAGGUGGUCGAAUUUUCUUCUGAAUGUACUAAAGCAGAGAUCUUGUUAACAUGAUAUAUAAAUAAAUAAAAGCUUCUAUUCUGCUGCUUAA